Molecule: messenger RNA, 1005 nt
Organism: Vicia faba (fava bean)
Lineage: Eukaryota; Viridiplantae; Streptophyta; Magnoliopsida; Fabales; Fabaceae
Source: the annotation of a GenBank genome assembly
AUGAAGAAAGUGUUCAUGUUUCUGUCUCUUCUCUUUUGUUCCACUUUCCAUGUCUCCCUCUCAUUCAGCGACGGUCUUGUUGCAAAUGGGAAUUUCGAACUUGGACCAAAGCCAUCAGAGCUAAAAGGAACAAUAGUAACAGGAGGCAAAAACUCAAUACCAGAAUGGGAAAUUUCAGGGCUAGUAGAAUACAUAAAAUCAGGACAAAAACAAGGUGAUAUGUUACUGGUUGUGCCAGAAGGUGCUUAUGCAGUGAGAUUAGGAAAUGAAGCGUCCAUUAAACAAAGGAUAAAAGUGAUUAAGGGAAUGUAUUAUUCAAUCACUUUUAUGGUGGCACGUACUUGUGCACAAGAAGAGAGGAUUAAUAUAUCUGUUGCUCCUGAUUUUGGUGUCAUUCCUAUACAAACUUUGUAUACUAGUAGUGGUUGGGAUCCUAUUGCUUAUGGAUUCAAAGCUGAGUUUGAUGUGGUUGAAAUGGUUAUUCAUAAUCCUGGUGUUGAAGAAGAUCCUGCUUGUGGUCCUCUUAUUGAUUCUGUUGCUCUUAGAACUCUUUACCCUCCUAGACCUACUAAUAAAAACAUAUUAAAGAAUGGUGGAUUUGAGGAAGGUCCAUACAUAAUUCCAAACUCAUCAUACGGAGUAAUCAUCCCACCAAACAUAGAAGAUGACCAUUCACCUCUCCCAGGAUGGAUGGUAGAGUCUCUAAAAGCCGUAAAAUACCUCGACUCAGAUCAUUUCUCAGUUCCAGAAGGAACAAGAGCAAUAGAGCUAGUAGCAGGUUCAAUGAUUGUUGAAGCAUUUGCUGGUAAAGACACUAUUAAAGUGCCUUAUCAAUCCAAAGGUAAAGGCGGUUUCAAACGUGCUGCUCUUAAGUUUGUUGCUGCUGGAACAAGAACAAGAGUGAUGUUUCUUAGUACUUUUUAUACUAUGAGAAGUGAUGAUCUUUCUUCUCUUUGUGGACCUGUUAUUGAUGAUGUUAAGUUGCUUAGUCUGCGUAAUCCAUAA